This is a messenger RNA of Sporothrix schenckii 1099-18, 1104 nucleotides long. RefSeq lists its product as uncharacterized. Gene Ontology annotation, cellular component: mitochondrial large ribosomal subunit. Gene Ontology annotation, biological process: translation. Gene Ontology annotation, molecular function: structural constituent of ribosome. The transcript has a single exon. Lineage: Eukaryota; Fungi; Ascomycota; Sordariomycetes; Ophiostomatales; Ophiostomataceae. The record is from RefSeq and is a predicted model, not a curated record. The coding region runs from base 1 to 1104 and encodes 367 amino acids.
AUGCCGGCACGGCUCCCUUCUCGCUGGACACACUCGCUCGGGUGGUGUCUGUCCGAAAGCAACGCAUCGUCGCCAUGCCGAGCCUCGUCCUUUGUCUCUUCUCCUCCUCCCACGGCCUUGAGAUUAAGGCUAGCACAGCCUGUUGCCGGCUUCCACACAAGUACGAGCGCACAUGCAACCGCUGGUGCCGCGGGCGCGCCCAUGGGCAUCAAGCUCACUCUGCCCGCCGAUUACGUGCCACCCACACAGCCGCCAAGCGCGAAGAAGCCCGACAUCCGCAAGUCGCAGCUGCUGAGGUCGUACACGUCGCUUCUGCGCUCGACGCCGCUCAUCCUCAUGUUCCAGCACAACAACCUGACCGGUGCCGAGUGGUCUGCCCUGCGGCGGGAGCUGAGCUUGGCCCUCCGGAUAGUGGCCACGCAGCAGAAGCAGCUGGGCGUCGAGUGGCCCGACUCACUCGCAGACAACAUCCGCCUCAAUGUCAUCGGCACGCGCAUUUUCAGCGUGGCUAUGCGCAUCGCUGAAUUCUACGACCCGUCCACCGUCACAGCAGAGACUACGGCGGCCGUUGUCCGCGGCCGCGGCAAGAAGGGCGCCAUCUACAACCACGACCUGUCGGACGCCGCCUACGCGUCCAUCAAGGCGGCCGAGCAGGAUGGCAGGACGGGGCCCGAGUCUUCAGUGUACGGCCAGCUUAAGCCACUGCUUGUCGGCCCCAUGGCGCUGCUGACGUUCCCCGACGUGUCACCGGCACACCUCGCGGCUGCCCUGUCGGUCCUGUCGCCCAGCCCGCCCCAGUUCCCCGCCCCGACGCGCAAGAAGAGCCCGGGCUACUACGACCCGCUCGUCCAGAGCGCCGUUCAGAAGCUGCUCCUUGUAGGCGGCCAUAUCGAGAACCAGGCCUUUGACACGGACGGUGUGCGCUGGGUCGGCUCCAUCGAAGGCGGCCGUGCUGGCCUGCAAGCGCAGCUGGUGUCUCUUCUGCAGAGCGCGGGCCUGGGUUUGACAAGUGCGCUGGAAGGCGCCAGCAAGAGCCUGUGGCUAACGAUGGAGAGUCGCAAGACACAGCUGGAGGAUGGCACCAAGGACGACAAGGAGACAUAA